AUGGAUGAUCACUUUGUGUAUAUAAAGGUCGCCGAUCUUGAAAGUACUAAUGAUCACCUAUAUCAGCAAGACCCUGCAGAAUGGCUAAAUUAUAAAUAUGGUAGACCAGUGGUAGAUCACGCAUUAUUUCAUGCAGUAAGACUGGAUAGCUCCGUUACUUCAGAUAUCCAAGCUUUGUUAGCAAGGAAUAAUGUGGUGAUGUCAAGAUAUUUUAUACAACGCUUACUUACUUAUUUUGGUAAUUACGAUCAAAAAUUGAUCGAGCUUAAAAUAGAGCUUAAAGUAGAAUGUAGUAUGAAUCAAGUUAAUUUUGAUAGAACCCGUGAAAAGAAAUUACGUGCGUCUGGGGCGAGUAAUUUGUCUUUAUCGAUUUAUACCAAAUUGAUUAAUAAAGCAUUUAAUAUAUCAAAAGUUCCAGAACUUGCAAUUAAAGCCAACAAUACGGAAUUAAUCCUUUUUUUAUCAGCCGGUCCUCUUGUUAUUGAUUACGUCCCUCAAAGAUUAUUUCAAAAUAUUUAUUAUAUCGAGGAAUUAAUUUUAAACAAAAAAUUUAUCACCUUUCCUCCUCGUCUAAAACUCACUUAUAAAAAUACAAUGGAAGAAUAUCCACCGAAAGAUGGUUACGAGAACAAUAGACAACUUAAUGUUAUAGCUAGAGCAAUAAUAAUUCAUCCUGAUUUGAUUAAUAUAUGGAAAAAUAUUGGUUAUUAUGAAAUUUGUAGUGAUGUUAAUGAUCUUGUAAUACGAGGAGUUCUUUUAAUCCUAUUUCCUUCCACUCCACCAAAUGAUUGGGAAUGCCCUGACGUGAACACAGUUGUUACUCGGUUAAAAAAGUUUACUGAUCUUGGAUUUAAAUUAACAAAUAACGUUAUAAACGAUAUACUUCGUUUAUUUGAACAUAGAUUAAAUGAAAUUGGCGAUCUUUUGAUGAAUUCAUUCCAGCAGAUUCGUAAUGAACCAAAAACAGUUAUUGUUAGUUCUUGUAUUAAUAAUCUCAAUAAUCUUGAAAGAAAUCGUAAUAUAUUAAAAUUUUUAAAUGGUGAAAAUUGA
Messenger RNA from Rhizophagus irregularis DAOM 181602=DAOM 197198, 1050 nucleotides. RefSeq lists its product as uncharacterized. The record is from RefSeq and is a predicted model, not a curated record. Lineage: Eukaryota; Fungi; Glomeromycota; Glomeromycetes; Glomerales; Glomeraceae.